AUGCCAUUUCAACUGCAUCCAAGGACGGCGACUGUUAGUCCUUUGCCUGUGGUCAACCAAAACACGUUCGCCACGAAGAUAUUAACAAAAGAAAAGUACAAGAAAAUGUUCAGGCUUCUAAUUAUGACGACAAUACCGGCGUUCAUAGUGAUAUCCCAGAGCAUUAUAAACCUUAGACAAGAUUAUGAGCUUCAUCAGGCAAAUAAAAUUGUAAAAGACGGGAUACAACAAAGUUUGACGUUAAGCAAGGUGAUUCACCACAUCCAGAUUGAAAGAGGCACUACAGCACUGUACGUUUCUUCCCAAGGGGAUCCGUUUGUUAAAAAACGCCUGAUUACCUUUUAUGGUCGUACAGAUAUGGCUAUAGCAUCGCUCUCAAAACUGACAUUUGCCGCAAACUUUGACAGUUCAAAUGUCAGCUCCAAACUUCAGCUCAGUGAAUAUAUUUCGAACUUCCGGAGCGAUUUGCAUCCAAUUAAUACAACAUUAAAAGAGGUGAUAGAGUUUUACACUGAAAUAAACGCAGAUUUCAUUGCCAAAAUGGCAGAUUUUAUUAACAUAAAAAGACCAGUUAGUUUCUGGACAGAACUAGCUGCAUAUAUUUUGAUUACAUCAAGUAAAGAAGAAUCAGGAAUAGAACGCGCACUAGGGAGCACAUAUUUCGCAAGAGGGAACCUUCCGUUGGAAGAUCUUUUAUGGUAUACUGAAAAACACGUUUUAGGCAUUCGGCUUCUAGAUCAAGGAUUACAGUUCUCUUCAAAUGCAAAGACGCUUCUUUUUGCGGCUGUUGAGGGUACCAUUCUACUCGAUAGUAUCAUGAAAAUGCGACAUCAAAUAAAGAACAACACUCUAUCUACUCCCUCGGUACAACUGGGUACCUUGUGGUUCGAUAACAUGACAACAUAUAUCAAUAUUUUAGAAUUUGUGCUGGACAACCUUGCCGUUAACAUCGUGCAGAAUGCCGAUGAGGACAUUACUUAUCUAAACAAUAAGAUAGUAGCAGAUAUAGUACAGUCAUGUAUAGCUAUAGUCAUGAUACCAAUCGUGGUGAUCCUUGUGAGUAACAUCGUCAACAUAUCAAAUAGGCUUAAGGUAAAAACGUUCGAUUUAGAAGAAGAAAAACGUCAAACUGAAACACUUUUAACUGAAUUAGAAGAGGAACGUAAUCGAACAGAAGAGCUAUUACAUCAACUUCUCCCGAAGUCUGUUGCAAAAACUCUCAUGGAAAAUGGAAUCGUCGAUCCGGAAUCAUUUGACUCAGUCACUAUCAUGUUUUCAGACGUAGUGGGGUUUACUAAAAUAGCCAGUUCUAGCACCCCGAUGCAAGUCGUGCAGAUGCUGAAUAAACUUUAUAAGACUACAGAUGGACACUUGGAGAAAGUGGAUGCGUACAAAGUUGAGACAAUUGGUGACGCUUAUAUGGUGGCAUCAGGCUUACCGAAACGAAAUGGUGAACAACAUGUUGUGGAAAUCGCUACUCUAGCUAUUGGACUACAGGCAGAACAAAUUCUUAUUCCGCAUAAAGAAAACGAAGUUAUACAGUUAAGAAUAGGCUUUAACACUGGUCCAUGUGUUGCUGCUGUAGUAGGCAUAAGAAUGCCAAGGUAUUGUAUAUUUGGUGACACAGUCAACACGGCGUCGAGAAUGGAAUCAAGUGGUUUACCACUCCGAAUACAAAUGACACAAUCAAGUGCGUUUAAAUUACAACAGACGGGUCGUUUUGAGAUUUCUGAACGUGGUGAAGUUGAUAUAAAGGGUAAAGGCGUUAUGCUUACUUACUGGCUGGAAGGAAUGCAGUCCUAUGAUGUCGUGACUAUAGAAUCUGGGCAGGAGACUCAGGCGGAACAAUCCAAAGUGACUCAAGAUCCUACAGCAUCAGUAUCUGACACAGAGUUUGACAGUUCCCCUCAGGGCUCCGGAGUGAGUGGGACUGAUUCUCCCGGGCAUCAUGAGGACUGCGAGGAGAAUAUUCGAGUAGUCUGGGAGGGGAUACUGGUCAAUUGGGCGGCCGAGGAGGAUACCUCCGAGCGGCAAAUUGUACAUCCUAGUUGGGCUCCACUUGAGGCCCCCAAACCUCUUGAGCCUCCAGCUCUCAAUAGGCUGGAGGUUACAAUUCCCCUUGAGGAACCAGGGGCGGAUAUGUCCCUAUCCUCAUCUAAGCCUGAAAGUCCCUUGGCCUCGCCGAUGGUAGGGGAGUAUACGGCCCUGCUGGAAGGUGCGCAGUCCACCCGUCCAGUGGACUCUGAGACUAGUAUUCCCCCUUCCAUCCUACCAGCAUUGAGCGACUCGGGGGAGAGUGAAACGUCACUCAACUCCCUUGAGAAGCCAAGGUUAACCUUGACCCAAGAGGGUUUCCAGUUAGGGGGAGGUCCGGGACGGAAGUAG
This is a messenger RNA of Mercenaria mercenaria, 2385 nucleotides long. Its product is annotated as adenylate cyclase, aggregation specific-like. The transcript is spliced from 11 exons. Gene Ontology annotation, biological process: cGMP biosynthetic process; receptor guanylyl cyclase signaling pathway; intracellular signal transduction. The coding region runs from base 1 to 2385 and encodes 794 amino acids. The record is from RefSeq and is a predicted model, not a curated record. Gene Ontology annotation, molecular function: guanylate cyclase activity; peptide receptor activity. NCBI's taxonomy places the organism in Eukaryota, Metazoa, Mollusca, Bivalvia, Venerida, Veneridae.